AUUGUGCGCACUAUAUUAAAUGGCGUGUAAUAUUAAACAAACCUAAAUAAACAAAUGUUUUACACAGCUGUCAUUGUCACAGUCUCAUCUGCUUCACAGAUUCAUUGCAUAAGAGUUUUGGUGAUGUCAUGUGACACGCGUCACUUGAAAACAAUAGCCCGGUUUACGGGAGUAGCUGAAGAAUAUCAUCAUUAGACCACGACAUGUAUUUAAUCUCUUCACAACAGAAAAUGGCAUGGAUAUUAUUUGUUGGUUGAUUUUAACAAGAAAGUGAACAAGAUCUAGAGCUGUGAACAUGAAAAGAAAAGCCAUAAGUAAUAUGCCAGGUAAUCGAGUAAUUCCCAAGAAGACCAGCCACUGUUAUCACUGUUUUACCAUCUUCCAGGCAGGAAACCAUCAAAUCAGAUUGAAGCCCAGAAGAAAGAUCUCACACUCUGUCCAUAAGCUGCUUGCCAAAAGUAAAGGGUCUUCAAAACAGCUUGGGACUUUUCAGAAAAGGAUGGUCGACCUGUAUCUUCAGAGUAGAAAUAAGCUGGUAAUUUCUUGUUUUACCUGUAAGAAAACUGUAAAGAUGGCAUGUCAGAGUCACGAAGAAAGAAUACAACAGCUGUUCAAACCUGCUCCUAAAGAAAUAGAUGAGAAAGUGAUGACGAAGAACCAAAAGAAAAGAAAAAAGAGAAAGACGUUGAGACAGAAAAAGAAGUUCACUAAAUUCUUGUUUGACAAUGAAGAGGAAGCUUUAGCAGCUGCAAAGAAGAAAAACAAUAUUCCAGAAGAAGAUUCGGAACAGGCUCCAGUUCCUGGUCCGGAGAUGCCAGUCCUAACAGUUCCAGAAACUCAAACCAGAAAAACUACAGAGCCAAUUUUACACAAAAGUCUAAAUGUUACUCAGCCAUCUUUUUCUGUCAAGACACUUCACAAUGCAAGCAGGACUAGUGGUGUGUCUCAAAAUUCUGUUUCAAAGAAGAAGACUGCAGCUGUUGGUGUUGUGAAAUCAAAGAAAAAGAAAGGUCGAGAUCUUCACCAGCAGUUGCAAAAGGUUUUAGCAGCUGACAAAGAGAAAAAAUCUGGAAAUUCUUUACAAGAUUUUCUUACCAGCUUAUGACUGCUGAUUUCUUACCUGCGUACAAAUGUAUAGUUUGUGUGACUACAGAGUAAUCGGAAAUACUUGCCAUUCCAGUGUUUGUUCUGAAAAACAAAAGUACCAGAUCACUGAUGUCAUCUUUCACAGGCUGAUUUUAUUAAGAUUUUUUUUUUAAUGGUCAGUUGUGUUAGCCGUCAUCUCCUUUAUUAGUCCCCUACCAGUCCAAACUGAAGGGACUAUAGAUUUCGCCUCUAUCCUUCUGUCUGUCUGUCCCACGUAAUAAAGUUUUCCAGACUU
Gigantopelta aegis is the source of this 1381-nucleotide messenger RNA. RefSeq lists its product as uncharacterized. The transcript has 6 exons. Bases 296 to 1105 code for a protein of 269 amino acids. NCBI's taxonomy places the organism in Eukaryota, Metazoa, Mollusca, Gastropoda, Neomphalida, Peltospiridae. The record is from RefSeq and is a predicted model, not a curated record.